This is a messenger RNA of Anopheles marshallii, 921 nucleotides long. RefSeq names its product deoxyhypusine hydroxylase (gene nero). The coding region runs from base 1 to 921 and encodes 306 amino acids. NCBI's taxonomy places the organism in Eukaryota, Metazoa, Arthropoda, Insecta, Diptera, Culicidae. The record is from RefSeq and is a predicted model, not a curated record. Gene Ontology annotation, molecular function: deoxyhypusine monooxygenase activity. The transcript has a single exon. Gene Ontology annotation, biological process: peptidyl-hypusine biosynthetic process.
AUGGUGCAAGUUGAGGAAAGUAAAUUAAUUGCCAUCGGUGAUGUAUUAAAUAACCGUGAUCGUCCACUAAAAGAACGGUUUCGAGCAUUGUUCACGUUGCGAAAUAUUGGUGGCGAACGCGCACUCGAGUCCAUCGGCCGGUGUUUCGAUGAUGAGUCGGCAUUGCUUAAACACGAGCUGGCGUACUGUCUGGGACAGAUGCAGGAUGUGAGAGCGAUUCCCAUGCUUACGAAGGUGCUUGCCGAUGUGCAACAGGAACCGAUGGUAAGGCACGAAGCAGCCGAGGCACUCGGUGCCAUCGGGGACAGCUCUGUGGAGGCAACGCUGAUCAGCUUCAGUAAGGACCCUGUCGUGGAGGUAGCGGAAACGUGCGAAAUCGCACUGGAACGUGUGCGAUGGUUGAAACAAACGCAAGAGCAAGCACUGAAAGACGACCCAAAUCCGUAUGCCUCCGUAGACCCGACACCACCGGCCGCUUCCAAGAGCGUUGAAGAGCUCAGGCGAAUCCUCAUGGAUGAAUCGGACACGCUUUUCAAUCGAUAUCGGGCCAUGUUUGCGCUACGUAAUCUGCGCACGGAGGAAGCCACCCUUGCACUGGCCACUGGACUAAAGGGCAAAAGUGCACUGUUCCGGCACGAGGUUGCGUUUGUGUUGGGUCAGCUGCAGGAAGAAUGUAGUAUACCAUUUUUGGUAGAAAAUUUGCGCGAUCCGGCCGAAAACGAAAUGGUGCGGCAUGAAUGUGCGGAAGCACUCGGUGCCAUCGCAACGGAGGAGUGCACACGUGUGCUGAACGAGUAUCUUCAGGAUGACAAGCGCGUGGUAAAGGAAAGCUGCGAAGUAGCGCUGGACAUGUGCGAGUAUGAAAACAGUCCCGAAUUCCAGUACGCCGACACGCUCGUGAAGGUAGCAAACGAUGGAUAA